Molecule: messenger RNA, 4997 nt
Organism: Hippoglossus stenolepis (Pacific halibut)
Lineage: Eukaryota; Metazoa; Chordata; Actinopteri; Pleuronectiformes; Pleuronectidae
Exons: 7
Coding region: 1003-3975 (990 amino acids)
Biological process (GO): regulation of transcription by RNA polymerase II
Molecular function (GO): RNA polymerase II cis-regulatory region sequence-specific DNA binding; protein binding; DNA-binding transcription factor activity, RNA polymerase II-specific
Source: RefSeq, a predicted model, not a curated record
UGGCUUCAGUGUGGAGGCGGGGAGGAGCUGGCUCGGUUAGGCUGCGGAUCAGCAACAAACAGAAGGUUACGAGUUUGAAAAAUCCGACUGUUCGAUUCCCGGAGGAGCUUUGCGGUGGCGGGGAGGCUGCGAACUAUGUUGGGCCUGUAACCGCAGCUCGUUGGGCCGCUUCUGAAAGCGCUCCGCCGGCGAUUGGCAACAUUUUUCGCGGAGGGGCUGCGCCGCGGGGACAAGCUCGCGUUUAGCUCGUUCGGAGCGGCGAUGCUGAGCCGAUAGCUGCGUCAUCAUGUUGCUUCCGACUCGAGUUGGCGAGAAGAGAUCUCAAGUUAACGCCGGAGGUGAGGCUGCCCGCCGACACCCAGCACCGGAGGCCACCCCCGGCCCCUGAAGCGGACGGGAGGCGGGCUGCGGGCGCGGGGUCGGCGGCGAAAGCCCCGUGAGAGUGCGCGGUGAAACCGGUGACUUUACAUCACUUGGCGCGUUGCUCCGCUGCCUGAAUUUCUCAUCCACACUCGGAUGGACGGGUUUAAAAUGUCUGUUGACGGUGAGGAAACAUUUGAAUUAGCAAAUAUUUGACCGGAUUGAGACCAAACAGAAAGUUGUUGUAAAUGUUUGCAUGGUGAGAAGUGAUGAUUGACAGCAGGACCCUCCAGUGAAAUGCUGCUGACCCCCCAUCUGAUGGGGAUUUUCACCUGAAAGGAAAUCCACUCUGUUUAGUUGUUAAUGAGACACGUUUGAAUUAAGCUAGCCGCCGGAGUCCGACUGCUAGCCGGGUGUAGAGGAGGGUGUGCUGGGGCUCAUUGUUCGGGCCGGGGUCUGUUGUCUGCUGUCACCGCAUCCACGUGGACUUUGUCCGGGCACGGUGGGUAAAGUUUGGCACCGGCGUGACGCGCACCAGGGGGCGACCCGGGCCGAGCCAAAGGAGGAAGCUUGUUUUUACAGAAGAACAAGAGGGAGUGAGGGUUUCCUCACAGCGUUUGAUUUGUAGCAAUAUUUGUAAAAAUGGCCGGCGAUUGCACCAACACCCAGUACGCGAACUCUGGGGCGUUCGACCCGUCCAAACCGUGGGCGGAUGGGGACUCGGUGCGCACCGGGGACGUGGAGGCAGCCGGGGUCUCUCCAGGGCGCGGGCCCCGCGCACGCCGGUCGCCCAACUUCGAGCUGAUCGACGGGCUGUUGUACCGCAAGAAGCUGGAGAAGGGCUUCAUCAACUACCGGGAGGUUCUGGAUGAGGACCGGAGACACGAGGCCGUCUCCACCUUUCACCGGCGGCGGCCUGGUCAGCGCCACUUCUCCCAGGAGGAGACCUACAAAUGUGUGGCUGAGAACUACUGGUGGGAAGGGAUGUACUUCCAGAUCAGGGACUUUGUCCUAGGCUGUCCAGAGUGUCAGAGUCACCACACAAAGAAAACAGAGGGGCCAGGUGGCAGAGGAUGUGUCACAAAGACGAUGGAGUCCCACAGCGACGACAUGCUAAGCAAGUUGAGGAGUCAGCGGGAGGCGGGGCUGUUCUGUGACAUCACCCUGCGGACCAACGGCCGAUCCUACUCGGCCCACAGAGCCGUUCUGGCGGCGGUCAGCGAUCACUUCCAGGAAAUCUUCACAGAGAUGGACUCGAGCAUCAAAGCAGACAUAGAUCUCACUGGUUUCAGUGAGGACAGCCUUCUAUCGCUGCUGGAUUUCUCCUACUCCUCCACCCUUUGUGUUCGCCAGGAGGACCUGCCUGAAGUCAUCGCCAUGGCUCGCCAUCUGGGCAUGUGGCUUGCAGUGGAAGCCUGUUCUGCCCUCAUGAAGGAGCAGGAACAGCAGCUCCGUCCUGGCAAAGGCCUAAACUCGGCCUAUGCUGGUGCUUGCCAUGAGCGCCAUCACCAGCAGAGGGAAGGAAAGAGGAGAAAAGUUUUGGGACUAGAGGACAACAUUAACAAUGGUUUCAGUCUGAUUUUGGAUGUUUCAGAUGAGUCUUUAGAAGAGAGUCCCAGGCGCAAUUUGCGCAGAAUGGCAAGACCCCAAGGUCUUAACGGCCUCCCUCUGAGUCCCUCGCACAGGAUGAAGCUCUUGGACUUUAAAUCUCCCUCGUUAAAGAAAGCUACUAUACCUCGACACGCCAUCACCAACCAUCAGUCACAGAACUACUCACCAACACCAAAUACCCGUCUUCUCCGCUCCUCUCCAGGGGCUGCCAAGGAGGUCCGGAGGCUGCUGCCCAUGCCAGAGAGCCCGCGACGUAACCGAAAAUCUCACUCCAUCACUCGGCUCUCGUGCACAUCCAGAUCAAGGCCCAGCGUACGAUGCAGCCCUGUGAGAGUGAAGCAGGAAGUAGAGGAGGUGGGGGAGGAUGAGAUGGAUUAUGCAAGAGCACAAGAGAAGUACAAGUUGAUGAAUGUUUUGGGGCUACAGAGGACCGCACUCCUUCCCAGACCAGAGGAUCUCAUUGGCUGGAGACAAAAGAAACGACUGAGGAAACUGAAGGCCAACAACUAUUCCCUGACUAAGCGGAGGAAACCCCGCUCUGUCUCCCCAGUGUUAACGUAUGGGAACGUGACGCUGUCACUUCCCCUCUGUAACCCUGUUAACACUCGUGUCCUCAGCAAAUCAGCGAAGGCAAAGCCUGUGGGUCCAGUCAGAGUGGAGCAGCUUACAGCAAGGAGGCCAAAGACCGUCCUGCAGCACGUCCCUCCAAGCGACAGGAGCACAAGAAGUAAAGGUGUGUUACCAGACAUGUUCCAGCCAGCAUCCAGGCCUUCCUUCGGGGGAAGAGAACUCAGACGGUCAGUGAGGGAGGGCAAUGGUGUCCACUUUUCUGCCCAGCAGCCUGUGCGACGUAACACCAACAAAUCUUUCUUUAAAAAUGCAGUCAGGAUCAAAUCAGAACCGGCUGAAUAUUCUAUCUCAGGUUUCUCUCUCCCAUCAAACAGUCAUUGCGGCCUCACAACUCACACACCCCCGUCUUCACAGAGGCCGCAGGCCAGAAAUAAGAUCACUGUAGAGGCGGUCAGAUCCCUGCGUUAUAACAGAAGCCGACCAGCAACAAAGCCCAAGCUCAAGCAGGGCUCCACUAAAGAGGUCGAGAAAACCAAGUGUAAGCCCAGGGAGGAGGGGAGGAAAGCGGGGAGCCAGGGGCUGAGGGGGGUCAUGGACACGAGACCGAGAGGGAAGAAUGAUGAACCUGUUGGGCUCCAGUUAUCAGAGAAUGGACCUCCACCGUCCAUUUACAGCCACCCUCUGUACAAAGUCAUUAAAGAGGAGCCAGCAGACCCAGUGCCAAUUGUUGGACCUUUCCCCGACCCUCCCUCACCAGACCUGGGCAAACGCCAGAGCAAGCCCCCCAUCAAAUUACUGGACUCAGGCUUUCUGUUCAGCUUCUGUCGGUCAACAGGGGGCCCUAUUGCAGGACUGAAGAAAGAGGAGGAGAGUGUGGAUAUCUGCUUAACGCGCUCCGUGUCACAAGUUGGGGAUACAUUUGGAGCAGAAGAGCCCCCCCAUAGGACGCUGAGGGCCAGAGGGCCACCCAGCCUGCCUGUGGUGAAGAGGGAGAGGGAGGAGAGGAGAGUAAGCCAAAGCAGGGUUCAGAGACCCAGGAGAAACUCCCGGAGCAACCCUCUUCCUCUGGCCAAACCUGCCGGGUCCAAGGUGACGCGGGCCAUGUCAAAGCAACAAGGUAAACAACUUGCUGUGAGCAGCAAAAACUGUGUUUUGCUGGAUGCUGUACGACGGGCACGGCUAAAACAGCUGCGAGGGCCUCGAAGUCAAGCCCCUAAAGUCCCAAAGGCGGCCCACACCUGUCCGCAGUGCCCGGCCUCCUACAAGGACUGCGAUGCCCUGAUUAUGCAUCGCCUCAGGCACAUCGAGGGCAAGCACUGGCCCUGUCCGCUCUGCAGUAAGACGUUCUUUCGACUAAGGAAUGUACGGAACCACAUACGCACCCAUGACCCCAAGUUGUACAAAUGCAGGAGCUGCAUCAUCGCUGGUUCCUGAGGCAGUUGGAGGGUCCGCUCAGGCAGCGAAAUCUGAGGAUGAAGGCCGUCAGCGUCUGACACCAGAGAACCCGAGUGAAACCAGAGGCACAUGAUCGAUCAGCGGCUUGUACAUACUGCAUCCGUCACACACACGAGCACAACUCCUCUGUGCGAAGGCGUGGUCACUCUGAUUCUAAUCAUCGCCGUUGUCACCGAUUGCUAAUAUUAUUUAAAUAACCAAACCAAGGUUGCCGUUCCUGUUUUGCAUUUCCAUACAAGAGGUUAAACUUGAACAUUACACUCAGGGGGGGGGCGGGGGGAAUGCGAUGCCACGGUAUAAAGUAAUUAUAACAUCACGGUUGUGUAUAAAAUGAAAUGUAAAGUGAUUGUUAUAACUAUUACUGCUACUCAUUGUUAUUAUUUUUCUAUGUAUAGAUGAAUUUUGAGUGCACUUAUAAGAUAGCUUAUGUUGUAAACCUAAGAAGUGGUGAUGAAACUGAAGGUUUGGCAGGAAUACUUGAAGUGUGGCAAACCGUUGGAGUACUUGAAGUCGGAGGGGAUCAUGGGAGUGAGACGGUCCUGUGGGGGGUUUUCGGUGGGUCUCUGUCCGUGCGCUAACUUUGAAACGAUACCACUUGUCUCUCCCUCCUUUUGUAUCUGCUGGUCUCACACAAGUCCACGAGUCGCGGGAUGUGACCCGGGGGCCGGCGUGCUGACAUCAUUGCAUGUGCAUUUUUGGGUGGUUCCUCGUCCACUGUCUUUUUCUAAGGCUGCCAAUUUUCAAAAGGGAAAAACGCGUCUUGUUUGUAAUGUGAAUUUUUGAAUCGUAAUCAACACAAACGGUGUCAUUACUGGUUUUAUUGAUCUUUUCUGCCACUUCGAUCCAAGACACCCUUGUUCUACUUCAAACCUCCACCUCCCCUUCUACUGAGUAAAUGCAAUGUGUGCACAUAAAGAGAUGUUUCUUCAAAAAUUGAUUUUAGAAAUAAAUGAGCUGUCUCUUGCUAUCUGCUAAAAGAUUGAAUAAAUUUUUGCCUUUUA